AUGGCUGACCGAUUGACGCAGCUUCAAGAUGCUGUUAACCAGUUAGCUGACCACUUUUGUAACAGUAUAGGAGUGCUUCAGGAGUCAUCUGUACCUGGAAAAUUUUCAGGUUUUGAUAAACAAGAGCAGCAGCAACAAGCUGAAGAUAACUCAUUACUGUUUGCCCAACUGAUUGCAAGAACUGCCAAAGAUAUUGAUGUACUUAUAGAUUCAUUACCAAGUGAAGAUGCUACAGUAGAAUUACAGAAUGCAAGUAUACAGAGACUUGAAAAUGAGAACGAGGAAGCAGCAAGGAAAUUGAAAGACAUUGUCAGGAAAGGAGAAAUUCUCUUGGAGAGAAUACAAUCUGCGUUGAAAGAAAUAGCAGAUGCACAAUUGAAAUCUCAGAGUUCACAGAACACAACAUAGCAUAAGUGCAUGAGCUACACAUGCAAGAACCAGCAUGAGAUGGCAUGGAAAGCAAAGAUGUAAUAAUAAUAAGGUAUUCAUCAAUGCAAAACAUUCUGGUGACAAGAGGGAUUGAGACAUUGUGGAACAUGUUUUUCACACAGUAGACUUGGAGAUGACCUGGUAACUGGAUGAUGUACUUUGAAUGCUUAUAUUGACUCAUGGGUUGUUAGCGAGUCAGGAUAUGACAUACAGCAUGUAUAGAAUGAGAACGAGGAAGUAAAACUACUGAAAUAACAUUAUAUAAUCCAAAAUAGGGACUUUUGUUUGUCCUCCUACAUCACGUAGGUCUAUUCACAUGAGAAAUCCUAUUUGCAGCAAGUGGGACAUAUUGGGUGGGAUAUUGGAAUUGUCUCAGUCAGUUUUCAGGUUAUAUCUCAGGACAUCACUGACAUUGCCAAUGUAGAGAUAAUCAAACAAUGUACUUUCGAUAGUCUUCACUUUGUAAAUCACGAAAAGUUACUAGUAUUUUAAUGGAUUACAUUCAGUUUAGUACAGAGUGUCCUCAAAGUAAACAGUAACUAUCUCUGUUUCAUAUCUAUCAAUACAUCUUAUGAGAUCACUUCAUCAAACCAUUAUGACUGUGUUUCAUGAGCAGGAGAUCACAGGUCACUCAGUGGGCAACACGAAUAUCAUGUACAUCCAGUUAUGAAGGAUUUGCUGUAUUACCUCAAAAAAGAAAUACCUAAUUAUUUGUGUAAUAAUUUUAUAAAAUCAUUACCGGUAACUGCCAAUAUGUAUUUAAAAUACUUCUCCAAUAAAAGUGUAAAUGUAAA
Messenger RNA from Saccoglossus kowalevskii, 1223 nucleotides. Its product is annotated as mediator of RNA polymerase II transcription subunit 21-like. Gene Ontology annotation, cellular component: mediator complex. The record is from RefSeq and is a predicted model, not a curated record. Gene Ontology annotation, biological process: regulation of transcription by RNA polymerase II. Lineage: Eukaryota; Metazoa; Hemichordata; Enteropneusta; Harrimaniidae. Gene Ontology annotation, molecular function: transcription coregulator activity.